Molecule: messenger RNA, 3528 nt
Organism: Acanthochromis polyacanthus (spiny chromis)
Lineage: Eukaryota; Metazoa; Chordata; Actinopteri; Pomacentridae
Gene: olfml2bb
Product: olfactomedin-like 2Bb
Exons: 9
Coding region: 1-2193 (730 amino acids)
Biological process (GO): signal transduction
Source: RefSeq, a predicted model, not a curated record
AUGUGGCGCAGAGUGUCGCUGCUGAUUCUGUGCUGCGCCGUGAGCGGACUCGACGCUCUGGAGGCGGACAGGAGCGCACAACCACCCCGAGAUGAGAGGCUCCAGGCCGUGGCUGAGGAGCUGAGUCAGCCGGGGAAAGAUGCUCCGACCGCGGGUAAAGUGGAGGAGAGCCAGCGGAGAGGUGAGCAGCAUCUCCCGGGGACGGUUCAGCUUCCCACUGCCGAGCCUCUGGAGGAUGAACUGGACAACCAGGAGAACAUUAUCAGCCAGUUGCUGGGCGAUUACGACAAAGUCAGAACGACCUCUUCGGGGUCCGACUGUGUGUGUCGCUGCGUUGUUCGGCCCAUCAAACGCUCCGACUGCGGCCGUAUCCAUGACAGCGACCCGUCCUCGCCAUCCCAGCAUUUUUACACCGUGGAGACGAUCACCAAGGGGACGGACUGCAAGAAGUGUGAGUGCAUGGCUCCACCUUCAGCUGUGAACCCCUGCGAAGGAGAAUACAGGUUCAAGAAGCUGCAGGACGCCAGCAAAGACGACAUCAAGCUGGCGACCAUCAUCGACCUGUUGGAGGGCUCUCUGUAUGGAAUGGACUUGUUGAAGCUGCACUCUGUCACCACCAAGCUGCUGAGCCGAGUGGACAACAUGGAGAGGGCUUUCGUCGGAAACUUUACUGAAAGAAAAGAGAAAGAACGUGCGAAGGAGAGAGCAAAGGAAAAGGAAAGAGAAAAGAAGGCCCAGCAGAAAAAAAAGAAAGUGAAUGAUUUGGAACAUUCAGGACCUAAAAGUGGAGCAGCUGCCUACGCCCACAAGCAGAAGAAUUACGAAACUCAGCUGAAGAAAAACCAACAACAAGAUGGUCUGCAGCAACAACAGCCACUCAGGAAUAAAACAGAAACCCAAAAGCCAAUCAGAGAGAAGACAGAGCCAAGGCAGCCAAUCAAAGACAAGAACAGUGUCGUUGUCAAGGGUGUGACCUUUUACAAGGCAGAGGAAGAGGCCUUCAAGAGGGACGAGAAAGGGAGAGGGAAGAAUACUACGCUAACCUCGGAUACUUCAUUGGACUUGCUGAUCUCUGACCAGUUGCCACCUACAGAGGAUGAAAUUGUUAUCACAAGACCAGAAAAGGAUCGAUCAACAGCUCCACCAACAGCUAGCCAACAAACCACAACUGCAACCAAACCAGCUCCCACUACCAUCAAACCGACGACUGAAUUCACCCCAACAACAACUAAAUUGACAACUACUUCUCAACAAACUACCACAACUACUGUCCGGCCCACCAUAUCUGUGACCCAACACACCGCUUCAUCAUCAGAUACCAAUAUCCGUCCACCCAUUGAUGCAUCUCCCACUGCAGCGUCUAAAUCCAAGAGUCGACUCAGCUGGACGGAGAGCCCCGCUGACCAACCAAAGACCACCAAAAAGCCUGCGGUGUGUAAAGACACAGUAGCCAGCAUCUCCGAACCAGUGCAGCAGAGUUCUUAUGGCCUUAGUGACGGAACCUGGAUGAGAGACGCUCGCGGCCACGGCAACGUCAUCUAUCUCACCAAUGGUCACUAUGGCACCAAUCUCCUGGAAUUCCGAGACAUGGACACCUUCAAAUCAGGUCAGGCAAGUAAUUCAUACAAGCUGCCCUACAGUUUCACUGGAACUGGACACGUCGUGUUUAACGGAGCUUUCUACUACAACCGUGCCUUCAGCAGGGAUGUCAUCAGAUAUGACCUGAGGCACAGAUAUGUAGCUGCCUGGACAACACUACAUGAUGCUUUACUGGAGGAACAAGCUCACAGGACCCAGACUGAAGUGGAGUUUGCAGUAGAUGAGUCCGGCCUGUGGCUGCUCUAUCCGGCUCUGGACACUGAGGGUUUCCACCAGGAAGUGAUCCUGCUCAUCCACCUUCAUCCACGAGACCUUCAGCCGAUACGAACCUUUCGCACGGGUCUUCGGCGAGGUCGCUAUGGCAACAGCUUCCUGGUUUGCGGCGUGCUUUAUGCGGUCGACACAAUGGAGCGUCGCUACGCUAAUGUGACGUACGCCUUCGACACGCACACGCUAACACACACUGUGCCGAGCCUGGCGUUCACGAACAUGCAUGCACACACCUCCCAGGUGGCUUACUGUCCGCUGGACAAGAAACUAUACGCCUGGGACGACGGACAUCAGAUGAUGUAUGAUAUCAUCUUCGCUUAUUAGCAGUGGAAGAAGUUCUGGAUGUUCUACAACUUAGCAUAUCUAAAAUGAAGCUGAGGACUGAAGAAAUUCACUAAGUGUUUUGUUUCUAAAUGACUGGAUCGGUCAGGUGACUACAAACACACACUGAAGUCACUUACAAGAGAAAUCAGACAACAGGCAGAAAUGUAUUUGGAAAAGGACAAAACUCCCUGGGCGGCAUGAAUGUAAAUGUAUGUGUACACAUUUUGCUCAGUUUCAGCAAAUGGAACAUUUCCUGUUGUUAUGAGAAACCAUGUGUACCUGUUCUCAGACUGUGGUGGAAAGAUCACAUGCAUUAGUGCACAUUAACCACAUAGAAAUGGUUCCAGAAAAGUAAAUACAGGACCUUGUUAAACCAAUUCUUCCAUAAGAUCUGCAAGUUUAUUUUAUAUAAAAAUAAUGAGCACUGCGGUAAAACCUUCCUGUCACUAAAGAAAGAAUAAGAAAUUACCUUCCAUGAGUUCAUUGCCUUGCAGCAGAGGCAAUACGAUGAACGUGAAGUGGGAUUAAGCUCAGAUACAAACAUCGGAUUUCUCACUGUUUAUUGCAGAAGCUUACUUUGUCAGGUUUAUCAGACAUGAAGAGAAUGUUUUACCUUGGGGAAAUAGCUGUAGAUGGUCUGUGGAACAGUUUUACUAUUGAGACAAUAGCCUUUUCUCCUCAAGGUUAUUGUCUCGACUUCAGUUUUAAGACUUGUAAUUUAUAGCCCUGUCUUAUAAACCAGGAAGAUAAAAAUGACUUCCAUGCUGCAUCAGGAGAUCAGGUAUCUCACCUUCUGCUGCAUCAAUUUUUACUAUUUAAACAGUAAAUUACCUAACAUUACUGAAGUGCAACAACUAAAUGUAGAGUUUGUGGUGAAAUAACUUUAUUUCAACAUGUGCCUUAAAAAGGGGCUUCCUUUAAAACCAGCAGCUUUCCAAAACCUCUUGUCAGUAAGCUACUGUUAAGGUCAUAAAUAUAUUGUCAGGUUUAAUCAGACUUGUGUUUAAUUUACUGUGUUGAAUUUUAGAGUAAAGACUGAUUCUUUAUACUUUUAAUAUCAGAAUAAUGAAUCGAUUAUAAUUAUGUAAGAAAGCAGCAGGUCAAGCGUCUGUACUGUAUGUUUUUAUUACUGUAUGUCUGCUGAAGUGCUUCAUGUCAUGAGCUUUUUAUACAGGUAUUAAGUUAAUUCAUUUAAAAUGCACUCUUUUUACUUUAACAGCACAUGCUUCACGCUGCUUUGCUCCUUGUAAAAACAAAAAAAGACCGAAGACAAGGUCGAUUCUGACUGCUUAAUACAAUCUGUUUUGUUAAUUUAUAAUAAAAUGUUCAAAAAGA